UACAAUCGGCAUCAGGACAGAUCUGCUGCCACCUCGGCGGUACAAUGGGGUGGGUGCAUCGCAACCGUUUUGAACCAAGUGGCGCACAGGGCUAAGGAAGCUGGCAGAGACCCCACGGGUUUAGGACGAUGGGCCUAUGUCCGUCUCCAAGGAAGGAAGUUGAAAGCCCAUGGGGGUAAUGUUCAGGACUCUUUGGUUGAGGUAAAUGACUUUGUUCGUGGUCCGAUCUCCAAGGACUUAGUGGUUGUCUCCGCGUAUCGUCCCAACAAGCAAGGCCUCGGUGGAUCUACAGUAUGGGCACAACACAGGCUUCACUUUCACGCAGUGAAUCGAAAAGUUAAUCCACGGAAAGCCUUUGUGGACGAUCUUUGCAAACAGAUCACCAAAUGGCGUGAUGAAGGAUGUGAGGUGGUUUUGGGUAUAGAUGCAAAUGAGGAUGUCACUGUUAACGCACCCCAGUCUAUCCGCCACCGCUUCCGGGCCUGCGGUCUUGAGGAGGCGAUCCUAAAACACCAUCCACCGCAAGCGACCCACCAGCGCAACCAACGGAACAUUCCGAUUGAUGGUAUCUUCACCACUUCGGGCGUACCAAUCCUUGCGGGUGGGUACUAUGCCUUUGACGAAUUCUUCGAUUGCGAUCAUCGCGGAUUGUGGAUUGACAUUGAUCUUUCCGCCUCCUUGGGCAACUUCCAACCUCAGAAAUCCAACUUCAAGCCACGGAAGUUGUCCCUUCAAGACUCUCGAUCUGUCCGCAAAUAUCUUCAAUUGGUUCACAAAGGUUAUGCCAAGUACUCCAUCCCGGAGAGAUUGAAUAAGCUGAAUAAGCGUAUUGACCACCUGGGACACCAGAUGACCCCUCCCUUGGUGCGCAAAUACAAUUGUUUACACAGACAAAUGUAUACUGUGAGGCGCCAGGCGGAAGAGAAGUGCCGGGCCUUAGCUCCAGGUAAAGUUCCCUGGUCACCAAAAAUGCAGGGAUUCUGGGAUCGUAUGAGCCUGUGGAAGCUUCUGUUGAAAGGCAAGAAAGGUUGCCGUGUCAGUUCGCGCAAAGUUCGCCGGUUGAUGAAGAAAACAGCGUUGCCACAAGCUUGGAGGAAGUCAGAGGGUGAUCUGGAGGACUGCCUGAAGCAAGAGCGCGCCUUGUACAAGCAGGCCAAACACACCUACGCAGCUCGAUGGAGGAAAGACUUCUUGACAGUCCAAACCAAGGACGCAAAGAAGCAUCAGUGGAAGUCUUGGAAGGCCCGUGAUAGAUUCUUUCGGUUACGACGAAUGAAGCAAAGAGAGGAGGCGAGACGCCGUCGUCGCGCCCAGAGCAAAGGAUCUACAGGGGGACUUCAGGCUAUUCAAAUUGAAGCACACUUACCAGAUGGCACUACCAGUCUCCGGACCAUCACUGACCGCCGCCUUGUAGAAGAUGGAUGCAUGCGAGAAAACACGGCACGCUAUGAUCAAACACGAGCGCCGUAUACCACUCCACCUAUGGCCGAACCGUUGUAUAGCGAAUUUACCGGUGACAACGCUGAAAUAAAUUCUCUGGCAUUGUUAGAAGGCUGUUACACAUUACCUGAUCUGUUGGACCCAGCUACGGCUUCUUUCUUAUCUCACUGCCGGUUUCACAAAGGGCACUCUCCAGUUCACUUGCAAGUCUCCAAGGACGAUCACUCCUCAGCUCUACUAGCAGUGCAGCCGCCACCAUCAGCACCGCCAAACACCCACAAGAAGAGUUCACGCUGA
Molecule: messenger RNA, 1737 nt
Organism: Cylindrotheca closterium
Lineage: Eukaryota; Bacillariophyta; Bacillariophyceae; Bacillariales; Bacillariaceae
Source: the annotation of a GenBank genome assembly